CCUUUCUCCUUUCCUGAGCAAGGACAGAGCCUCAGUGACAGUGUGGUGUCAGGGACCAGGGCCCUGCCUUCCUGCCGCACACAGUUCAAUAACCGUUGGCUGCCGUGGGUUCUUGCAGGGUUCCGGCUGGGCAACGUGGUCCACGCUGUGCAGGCCACUCAGCAGAGCAUCCACGCCACGGACCUCGUGCCCCGCUUCUGCCUGACCCUCGCCAACCUGAACCGGGUGGUUUACUUCAUCUGUGACACCGUCCUCUGGGUGAGGAGCGUGGGGCUCACCUCUGGCAUUAACAAGGAGAAGUGGCGACUGUGGGCCGCACGCCACUACUACUACUCCCUCCUGCUGAGCCUGGUCCGGGACCUGUACGAGAUCUCCCUGCAGAUGGAACAGGCCGCGCAGGACAAGGCAAAGAGGGACAGGUCGCUCUCCCAGGAUCCUCUGGGGCACAGCGUGGCCGAUGAGGAGACAGAAUGGCUCCAGUCCUUUCUCCUGCUCUUGUUCCGAUCGCUGCGCAAGCACCCACCCCUGCUCCUGGACACGGUGAAGAACCUCUGCGACCUCCUGAACCCUCUGGACCAGUUGGGGAUCUACAAGUCCAACCCUGGCAUCAUUGGGCUCGGGGGGCUCGUGUCCUCGGUCGCCGGCAUCAUCACGGUGGCCUGGCCUCACCUGAAGCUGAAGAUCCACUGAGGCGGCCCCAGGCUGAAGACUCGCACCUCUUGGGGGGACGGACAUUAGCGUUGGGCAUGGACCACGCUUGGGUCAGUCUGUGCUUAACGACUCGUUCGCAUGAGCGUUCAGUGACCUGGUGCGUGAGCGGAAGUCGGGCCAAGGAUGGAGGAGGGAGAGCAUGAAGAUGGACAUGUUUUGUGGAGUGCUGCGAUCACUUCUGAAAUUCUGAGUAUUUUCCCUUCAUCUAACAUUCAUUGCGCCUCUCUUCUGCACAUAGUAGGAGCUUCGUGUUUGCUGAAUGAAUAAACAUGGAAAGAAAACAAGUUUUUAAA
Messenger RNA from Myotis davidii, 1004 nucleotides. RefSeq names its product peroxisomal biogenesis factor 11 alpha (gene PEX11A). The transcript has a single exon. The record is from RefSeq and is a predicted model, not a curated record. NCBI's taxonomy places the organism in Eukaryota, Metazoa, Chordata, Mammalia, Chiroptera, Vespertilionidae. Gene Ontology annotation, cellular component: peroxisomal membrane. The annotation marks the transcript as partial. Gene Ontology annotation, biological process: regulation of peroxisome size; peroxisome fission.